GUGAGGUUACAUACAAUGCACGGCGCACUACAAAUAGCAAGGCACGACGCCUAGGAGGGACGCUUCAAGCAUCCCGCAAGUCUAAGCGUCGUGUAAAUCCGUGUUGACUUUUCCUGGUUUUCAGCGAAUGCUGUUGCGAAUGUGAAAACGACGAAGACAGCGUGUUUCGUAGCAUACUAUUUUGUGGCGAGUGUGUGGAAUCAAGCGAAGCCGCUCUUACGUGGACGCGUAACGAACCAUGCACAAAUGCCUCAUUUGGCUCUGCCUGAUUUGUACAGCAGCAGGAUUCGCAAAGAUCAAUCAACGCAUCCUGGCACGUGCGUACCGCCGCGACGUUUGGCUAGCCAACAACCUGCUGGAUCUUAUCGUGGAACGGCUAGGUCACGAUCCCUCGGUGGCCUCUACGCUGGACCCGCUCACUUUGGAAGAGGUGCUUCUGGACAGGGGACGCAUUUUCAACGUCACAGUGGAAGGUUUGAGCCGACUGCGACGCACCGCGGACACUAUCUUGCGAGUCCUCGACUCCUCGACAGUGGCCAUCGACGGGCAGCUGGGUUUCGGCAACAUCACCAUCCGCAGCCUUUACAACUUCCGUCCGGUCACCGUGCUCGAACUUGAGGGUCACAUGGACGUACUACUAGUCGGCCUCACCGUUGGUCUUCAGAUCCGCGUCAAAGACGAAGUACCCGUCCUUACCCAGUUCAAGGUGAUUGACUUUGGAGUAGCAGAUGUUACCAGGUUUACGGGAGCCACGAUCGCCCUGAAUUGGUUAGGACGGAUACUCACUACAGAACUACUACGCCAGUACAAGGAGUACAUCAUCAUCACCAUUGAAAGCAAGGCCAAGUCAUUCAUCGACUCAGUUAUUGAUAACAUUAAGCUCCCAUUCCGAAGCAAGUUCCUAGAACUCAAGAAUCAUGCCCGGAAGGUGCAUCGAGAGCGGAGAGUUGUUGUAAGGGUCGAAUAAAUCGAUCUCAAGAUAG
Ornithodoros turicata is the source of this 983-nucleotide messenger RNA. RefSeq lists its product as uncharacterized. Bases 239 to 967 code for a protein of 242 amino acids. The transcript is spliced from 3 exons. The record is from RefSeq and is a predicted model, not a curated record. NCBI's taxonomy places the organism in Eukaryota, Metazoa, Arthropoda, Arachnida, Ixodida, Argasidae.